AUGCUUACCAGACAGGAGUUAUUUGCAAAACUCACCUCAAACCGCAAUACUAAAGUUAAUAUAGUACCUCCCGCACAAUCUUCAUCUCUAGGAAGAAGAUCUCUACAAACAAUUUCAAAACCAAAACCACGCCGAUUUGAAGUUGUUACAAUGAACAAUGCCAAUUCAAACACAGCAUUAGGAAAUCAUCCUACCAACGCACCAAUGAAUAUUGAUUUAUCAGAAGGAGCACCUCCCGCACAAUCUUCAUCUUUAGGAAGAAGACCUCUACAGACAAUUCCAAAACCACGACCACGCCGUCUCAAGGUUGAUACUAUGAACAUUGACAACCUUAAUGAUGCUUCAAAUAAUCAAUCAAACAACACACCAAUGGAUAUUGAUCCUAAAGAAUCAAGUCCAACUCCAAGCUCCUAUGCAGAAGUAUUUUGCAAAGCAACUCUACGCUGA
This is a messenger RNA of Melampsora larici-populina 98AG31, 447 nucleotides long. RefSeq lists its product as uncharacterized. Bases 1 to 447 code for a protein of 148 amino acids. The record is from RefSeq and is a predicted model, not a curated record. Lineage: Eukaryota; Fungi; Basidiomycota; Pucciniomycetes; Pucciniales; Melampsoraceae. The transcript has 2 exons.